CAGUGACCCUGUCCUCUUAAUACGACGCCGUAGCACCAUUUUCCCCAUAUAUAUUCCCGGUUUAAUCUAUUGAGCAAUAACUACGUUUCUCCAUUCUUUCUCCUCUCUCCAAAACUACAACAACAAGAAGAAGAAUUAAUAAGGCAAGAAUCGGGAUUUUGUUCUUUUCAUACCGAAUUAAACGGAGAUGGCAGGUCUGGUGGCGGUACAGGUACCCAACUCGCCGAUAUUUUCAUCGCCGAGAAUCCCUUCCAUCUUUUGCAAGCCAUGUUCGUCGCCUACAAUCCAUGGCUCACAAUCGCCUACGUCUUUAUCAUUACCAUCGUCAUCUUCUUCCGCUUCUCUGGCUCUGAAAUCGCCUCUGGCUCUGAAAUCGCCUCUGGCUCUGAAAUCGCCUCUGGCUCUGAAAUCGCCUUUGGCGAUUCGGGUUAAUGAGAAAAGGUUGGAAACGAAUUCAGGUACGGUGUUGAAGAGGAAGAGGCCGGGAAAGAUUGCUAUUCCGGUGGUGGCUGGGGGAGUUUGUGGAUUUGGUUUAGAGACGCCGAGAAGAGAGGAGGAAAAGGUUGAGGUUAUGGAGGUCGAAGGAGAUGGAUAUUCGGUUUAUUGUAAACGAGGGAGGAGAAGGCUCAUGGAGGAUCGAUACUCUGCUUCCGUUGAUGUUAACGGAGAUUCUAAACAGGCUUUCUUCGGUGUUUUUGAUGGGCAUGGAGGGGCAAAAGCUGCAGAAUUCGCCUCCAAGAAUUUGGAGAAGAACAUAAUGGCAGAGUUAUCAAGCAGAUGCGAAGAGAAAAUGGGAAUAGAAACGGCAAUUAGAAAUGGCUACUUGACCACAGACAGAGAGUUCCUAAAGCAAAACGUUGGUGGUGGUGCUUGUUGUGUCACCGCAAUGAUUCACAAUGGCGACCUUGCGGUUUCAAAUGUCGGUGACUGCCGGGCUGUUAUGAGUCGCGGAGGAGUCGCACAAGCUCUCACCUCCGAUCACCAUCCUUCCAGGGAAGACGAAAGAGAAAGAAUUGAAGCCUUGGGUGGUUAUGUAGAUUGCUGCCAUGGAGUUUGGAGAAUACAAGGAUCUCUUGCUGUUACUAGAGGAAUUGGAGAUCGAAAUCUGAAACAAUGGGUGAUAUCAGAACCAGAAACACAAGUUUUAAAGAUCAAGCCUGAGUUCGAAUUCUUGAUCUUAGCUUCUGACGGCCUCUGGGACAAGGUUACUAAUCAGGAGGCAGUUGAUCUUGUUCGCCCAUUAUGCAUAGGUGUUGACAAGCCAGAGCUAUUCUCUGCCUGUAAAAAGCUGAGUGAAUUAGCAUCAAGGAGAGGCUCCAUUGAUGAUACAAGUGCGAUGAUAAUCCAGUUGGCUAGUUUCACUCCCUGAUUUUUAAACUUCUGGUCUCCUGCAAGUGUUUUUUUUUUUUUUCCUCCUCCUUUUGGGCUGCUAAAGAAGCCUGGCAGGUAGCUGAUUUGAAAUCUUACCGUCAUCGUCUAGUUGGCUGUUGGCGGCGGCGGGAGUGGUGGUUGUAGGUGGUGAUGGUGGGGAGAAAGAAAGAUGCUAUUCCCUCUGUUUCAAUUGCUUCUGACCUAAUGUAUAUAGACUAAAGUUGAAAGCAUAUAUGCCAAAAAUAAAUAUAACAUUAUUCAUUUUAUAUAAAGAAUAUUUCAUUUUUCUUUGUUGAUUGUA
This is a messenger RNA of Manihot esculenta (cassava), 1672 nucleotides long. Its product is annotated as probable protein phosphatase 2C 30. Gene Ontology annotation, biological process: protein dephosphorylation. The record is from RefSeq and is a predicted model, not a curated record. Lineage: Eukaryota; Viridiplantae; Streptophyta; Magnoliopsida; Malpighiales; Euphorbiaceae. The transcript has 4 exons. The coding region runs from base 188 to 1369 and encodes 393 amino acids. Gene Ontology annotation, molecular function: protein serine/threonine phosphatase activity; cation binding.